Molecule: messenger RNA, 2868 nt
Organism: Opisthocomus hoazin
Lineage: Eukaryota; Metazoa; Chordata; Aves; Opisthocomiformes; Opisthocomidae
Source: RefSeq, a predicted model, not a curated record
AUGCAGUACGCAUACCGAACAAGUUUUAGACCUCGGUACACAGUUGCGUAUAAGACAGUGACAGAGCUGGAAUGGAGAUGUUGUCCCGGGUACAAAGGGGAAGACUGCAGAGAAGGCCCAGCAGAAAAGCCAAACACUGCUCGUCGUCCUACAACACCAGCGAAAGCUGUGGUGAAGAAAGGCUUGGAUGCAGAACCAACAGAAGUGCCAGAACCUCCACCAUAUGAGAAGAAAUUGCAGUUUCUUGAGGACGAAUUGUUUAGACUUACACGAUCAGUGCUUGAACUUCAGUCCUCUGUGGCAGGUGUGAAUGAAAAUCUGAAGUUGACUGUCCAAGAAGAUGCUAGUAAGAUGUUGGUCACGUGGCUGAACAACCUUUAUGACCGCCCAGAGCCUGAUAGUGCAGUUGGUGGUGAAACAGACACUAUUCAUCUGCCUGGACUCUUCAGCAAUAAAGAUCAAAAAGACCCUUUUAUUGAUUUUGAAAUGGAAGACAUAAAAUCUGAGCUAGCUGAGGUCAAAGAAGCCUUGAAGAUGAAGAAUGAUAAGCUGGAGGAACUGAAUGGAAAAGUAAAAGGCUAUGAAGGACAAUUAAAACAACUGCAGGAGGCAGCACAAGGACCUACAAUAACAAUGCCCAGCAACAAUAUAUAUCAGGAGUAUAUAGACUCAAAAUUUGAGUCCCUCAGACAGGAAAUACUGGAAGGAUUUGAAAAGAAGAUGGCGGAUCUGAAGAACUCCUGUGAAUACAAACUACAGGAUAUCCAGCAGCAGUGUGAUGACAAUGAAAAUAACUGUUUAGGAAUAAUUGAUGUUAUAAGAGGAAAAGAGAAUGACUUGAGGAAAGAAAUAAAUACUCUCCGAACUCAGAUUCUGUCAAACAAGUCCAGUUGUUGCAGGGAGGGUGAGAGAAAUGACUUUGAACAGCAGAUAAAAGAUUUAGAUAAGAAGAUUGACAGAGUUGCGGAAGCACACAGGAUCUUGAACGUCAGAAUAGAUAAUGAAAUCAGUCGAUUGUCAACUCCAGAUCUAGAAGACGUGCUGGGUGAGAGGCUGGAGGAGCUAGAUGCGAGGAUGAAUGUUACAGAACGAAAUGCUGAAGAACAUUGCUUUUACGUUGAGGAGACUCUCCGCGGUGCGAUAGCUGCUGAGGUGGAUGAAUUGAGAGACUUGUUUGACCAAAAGCUGCGGGCGCUGGAAGAUAGGCUUGGUGGCACUAUUUUAGAGAUCGCUAAUACCACAGACCCGGAUGGAAUGUAUAUUAAUCCUGGACCCAUCUUGCCCAGCGACGCAGGAUUUGCAAAUGAGCAUUUUACAGCAGAGAUUAAUUUCCUGAAGAGCAAACUGCUGUCACUUGAACACCUCUGUGGGCAGAAAUGUCAGUCUGCACCACAAGGAAUGGAGGAACUUCAGAAAGAGCUAGAAAAUUGUAACAACAAAUACAAUCACUUGCUUUUGAAGGCAGAGAACAACUCUGUUCUCCUGCAGUCUCUAAAUAGCUCUCUUAACGAGGAACUCAACUUAAUUAAGGGCAACCAACGUGACAUCCAGAAAAUGCAGAGAGACGUACGUGUUUUCCGGUAUAGUCUAAAUGUCAUGGAUAAAGAUAUGAAAAAUCUUCAAGAUGGCUUGAGCAGCUGUAGGGAGCAGCUUCUGGGUGUCAAUUCUACCUGUAGAAAAACACAACGAGGUGUCUUCCGAAAAAUCGAUCAAAUGCAGAGGACAUUUGCAAAUCAAACUGCUCAUCCCAGUGACAAUUGCUGUGGUGAAAUGAAAGAGAGACUAGAACAAUUGAACGACCAUAUCCUGAAUGAUCUUACCAAGUGCAAAGAAAAGACCCAGGGUGUCCAGGACGGUGUUUCGGAUGUUGAGAGCAGAGUCUCACGUGUUGAAAAAGUUUGCGGCAAGCUAGACUCUGUCUCGGGUAGCUUGCAGAAGAUAAAAGAAGGUCUGAAUAAGCAUGUGAGCAGCUUAUGGAACUGCAUCCGUGAAAUGAAUGGAACUAUAGCAUCUCAUUCCACUGAUAUUUCUGGCCUGAAAAAUUCUGUCCAACAGUUUUAUAGUCAGGUCUCCAAAAUCACCACGGACAUUGAAGGCGUGCUGAAAUCUCAGUCUGACACAAGGCGAUCAGAAGUACCACGGCAGCCGUUGCCACCCAGACCACCCCUGCGGCCUCCUGGCACUGUUUUAAUGUCAGGAAGAGGGCGGCUUCGAAGCGUGGAUGGUCAGGCUGGUCAGAGUACCAUGCCCAUUGCGGAAGGGUAUGCUGGAGCACCAGGAUAUCCAAAGUUAUCUCCUCCUACCACAGACACGCAAGGACCUGCUGCUGCUGCGGCCUCUCUGGUGUCAUUUUCUGCUGGGCUCACGCAGAAGCCUUUCUCUAGUGAUGUCGGCGUGGUUCACUUUAACAAAGUGCUUGUGAAUGACGGGGACUAUUAUAACCCCAAUACAGGCAUUUUCACAUCACCGUAUGAAGGGCGCUACCUGAUCACUGCUGUGCUGGCGCCGGAGAGGGACGAGUACGUAGAAGCGGUGCUGUCCGUCUCCAAUGCAAGUGUGGCUCAGCUCCACACAGCUGGGUACAGGAGGGAACUGCUGGAGUACCACAAACCUUAUUCGGGGAAACAGACCUGUGGUGGUCCUGGGACUUUCCACCUUGUUCUUCACCUCAAAGCAGGAGAUGAAGUAAACGUCGUCGUAACAGGAGGCAAACUGGCCUACACAGACUCUGAUGAAAUGUACUCCACGUUUAGUGGAGUUCUCCUUUAUCCUUCCAUUUCUCAUGUUUAGGUUUACUUUAAACAGGAGAGAAGGGUAAGAUAUUCAGAAGAAAUUAAGUGUAAUAAAAUUCAAAGCUUUAAUAUAUUC